This is a messenger RNA of Triplophysa rosa, 2969 nucleotides long. Its product is annotated as protein unc-80 homolog. Lineage: Eukaryota; Metazoa; Chordata; Actinopteri; Cypriniformes; Nemacheilidae. The transcript has 13 exons. The record is from RefSeq and is a predicted model, not a curated record. Gene Ontology annotation, cellular component: axon; cation channel complex. Gene Ontology annotation, molecular function: monoatomic cation channel activity. Gene Ontology annotation, biological process: monoatomic cation homeostasis. The coding region runs from base 1 to 1977 and encodes 658 amino acids.
AUGCAGUUCUGGCCUGACCUGAUGGUGAUGGGAGUGGUGGGGCCCUCUAGUGUGGCAGAUGGACUGCCGUUGUUGCAUCUGAGUCCGUAUCUGUCUCCUCCUCUUCCCUUCAGUGCAGCAGUUGUGCGAUUGGUUGCCAUGCAGAUCCAGGCUUUAAAGGAUGACUUCCCACUCAGUCAUGUGAUCUCACCCUUCACCAAUCAGGAGAGACGGGAGGGGAUGCUGCUUAACCUCUUGAUUCCUUUUGUGUUGACUGUGGGCUCAGGAAGUAAAGACAGCUCUCUUCUAGAGCAGCCGGAGGUGUUUCUACUUCUGCAGACAGUUAUUAACAUCCUGUUACCUCCACGCAUCAUCAGCACCUCUCGCAGUAAGAACUUUGUGCUGGAUGCCUCUCCUGCCCACUGCUCCACCCCAGGAGACACCGGGAAGGACCUGCGGAGGGAAGGACUCGCCGAAUCCACCAGCCAGGCUGCUUACCUUGCUCUGAAGGUGGUCUUAGUGUGCUUUGAGCGACAGUUGGGUAAUCACUGGUACAAGUUGAGUCUGCAGGUCAAGGAAAUGGCCCUGCGUAAAGUUGGUGGCCUGGCUUUCUGGGAUUUCAUCGACUUCAUAGUGCGCACACGGAUUCCAAUCUUUAUUCUGCUGCGUCCCUUCAUUCAGUGCAAGCUGUUGACCCAGCCAGCAGAGUCUCAGGAGGAGAUCACAGCCCGUCAUCACAUCGCAGAGCAGCUGGAGCGUCGUUUCAUCCCACGCUCCCUCUGCAAGAGCUCCUUGUUUGCCGAAUUCAAUAACGAACUUAAAAUCUUGAAAGAGGCCGUGCACAGUGGAUCUGCAUACCAAGGCAAGACGUCCAUCAGUACCGUUGGCACAUCCACCUCGGCAUACAGGUUGAGUCUGGCCACCAUGUCCCGCUCCAACACUGGUACAGGAACGGUUUGGGAGCAGGAGAGCCAACCCUCACGACAGCCCUCGCAAGACACGCUUAGUCGUACCGAUGAAGAAGAAGAGGAAAAUGACUCCAUAAGCAUUCCCAGUGUGGUAAGUGAGCACGAGUCUUUCCUCCCCAGACUCAUUUCCCAGCGGCGCUUCUCCAGUCACGCCACGGGGUCCAUCGCCACUCAGCCUGAGCCAGGCAUGAGCACAAUGUUGCCCAGCCACAGUGAACCCAAUGUGCUAGAUGAAUCCCAGGGGCUUCUGGAGGAGGGUAACCUGUCUAGGGUUGCCAGUGUGCAGAGUGAACCAGGACAGCAAAAUCUGCUCAUCCAACCUCCGCUGGGCCGUAAGAGAGGACUUAGGCAGCUACGGCGCCCCCUGCUGUCCAUACAGAGGGUGCAAGAUGAGUCUGGAGGGCGUCAGGGAGCCAGACUCUCAACAACCAGGAGGAGCAUUCAACCCAAAAACAAACCAAUAGACAGGGCGUUAGCCCAUGGUGACCAAAAGAGGUUUGUCACUUUUACCGAGACCCAGCAGGAAGCGGCUGGUAGAUCACCCUCUGCCACACCCAGCCCUAAUAGUGGCCUGCCAGGUGGCACAGAGGUCGGAAGGCGGAGCCAUGAUGCAGGAGGACAGUCUCCCUUCGCCCGAUCAGACUCCUCAUCACCCAGCAUCAAAACUGCCCAGCACAGCCCAGUGUGGCCACAGGUCUCUCAAUACGAAAGGAAAGAUCAGGGGAGUGUACGAAGCAGUUUGUCUCCCACCCCUUCCGCCACCUCGGGCUCUUCCUCCAGAGCCUGCUCUCCUCUUCCUCCUCCCCUCCCUAUAUUUAGCACCCCAUCCCGACUGGCUCCAACCCAGAUCAGAGAAAGUCCAGAGGACGAGGAGACUUCUGGGCUUCUGCAGAACACCGAGACCACUUCUAGUGUAGAAGAAGAGCAUGGCAUGGAGAACCCCAUCCUGACCUCGCUGUUUUCAACCCACUCUCUCUCCCCGCUUCCACUUUCACCUGUCGAUCUGGAUUUAGAUGAGUCUCAUGUCUGAGAAUGCUUAGGAUGAGGAUUUAACAGCGCAACACUGUACUUAUGUGACAGGAAGUGGAAAAACCUGUGAUUCUGUGCUGUUCUUAUUUAAUGUAAAUCAUACACAGCUGCCAUGGAACAUUUGCAAUGUCUAUGGUAUUUACUAUAGUAUUUAUAAUAUUUAGUAAGUAUUUAUGAAGCACUGUGCAUCGUUUUAUCAGAGGAUGAAAGCUAAAUAUCUCUGUGCCGCAUUAUUCUGUAUUUUCCAAGCUGUCAAAUCAAAUGUUAACGUUAUGAAGAGAUCAGCAAAGUAUUGUGUCAAAGUCAUCUAUUCACUACAGAAACUAAAUGUUGUAUAGAAGUAUUCUAAAUAUUUGUCACCAAAGUAUUUAUUUAGAGGACUAUAUAUAUAUAUAUAUAUAUAUAUAUAUAUAUACUAUGAGAUAUGAGAUAUUUAAAGUAACUAUUAUAAACUUUUUAUUUUCUAAAAAUACAAUGCUUGUGUGUAAUAUUGAUGCCAAAUUUGUCGCCAAAUAUUUGUUGGUCAAGUCCAAUUUACAGACCUCGAAAUGUAUGGAUUAACUUAAACAGAAUUAGAGAAUUGGAUGUUUUUUGUAUUUAGGAUCCACAUUAUCAAACUAUAGCAAUGUCGUAUUUUAGGCCAAAUUAACAUACAUCACAAAAACAGGCAGAGAGGACCACAAUUAUUAUUCCAAGAAUUUUGUUCCGAUUAUGAUUGUUGUUUUUUUGUCCAUCUCAGUUUUGCCUCAUCUGACCCAGUAAAAUACAAUUAAACUGAUACCUCAGAUAAUAUUUCUCUUUGCCAUGUGUUAAGAUUGAAAAGGUUUGGCAGGGUUACUUAAAAAUAGAGCGAUUGUGCGCGUAUGUGCUUUUUUGUGCGCUUGGUGGUUUGUUGUUGUUUGUAAUGUGCUGCUAUCUGUUGGAUUUGUGCAAUAAUAAACUAUUAUGACAAGAAGAGGUCUUGUUGGUCUAUCUUCAGGGGUUUAAUUCAAU